AUGGGUUCAUCAGCCUUCACGGCGUACCAGAAUGGCGCCGCCAAUGCAACUGGGAACAGCGGCAUUGGCGUGCACACAGUCACGGCCAUGGGCAGAUGGUCGGUUCUGAACAAGCAGCUCCCGCCGACCGACCACAUCAGGGCAAUCCAUGUCUAUGAUUUUGAUAACACGCUGUUCAAGACCCCUCUCCCCAAUCCGAAGCUCUGGAAUGGCCCGACAAUCGGCAUGCUCUCGAACCCCGACGCAUUUGUCAAUGGCGGAUGGUGGCACGACUCUCGCAUCCUGGCGGCGACGGGUGAAGGCAUUGCCAAAGAGGAACCACGCGCUUGGGAAGGGUGGUGGAAUGAGAAGAUUGUCGAGCUGAUCCACCUGAGCAACAAACAGAAGGACGCCCUCUGUGUGCUCCUCACCGGUCGCUCUGAGUCCGGCUUUGGCGAGCUGAUCAAGCGUAUGGCUGCGAGCAGAGGCCUGGAUUUCGAUCUGAUCUCACUCAAGCCCGCAGUCGGGCCGAACAACGAGCGAUUUGCCAACACCAUGGUAUUCAAGCAAGCGUUUCUGCAUGCGUUAAUGCAAACAUACAAGCAGGCCAAGGAGAUGCGCAUCUACGAAGACAGGAUCAAGCAUGUCAAGGGUUUCCGCGACUUCUUGGACGGGUACGAUGACAUCAAUGGCGAGGUCAUACAGGUUCUGGAUGUCGCUACCUACCUCGAUCCCAUUGUCGAAGUGGCCGAAGUGCAACAAAUCAUCACUGACCAUAAUGCGUCGCUCACUAAGCGGCGACGUGGAGUCAAGGGCGACCGCUUGGCCAUCAAUAAGACCGUCUUCUACACGGGUUACAUGAUCAGCAACACUGACACCCAGCGCCUACUUACACUGGCACAGACUCCACAGAACCUCCCCGAGGGCGAUCUCAAGUUCCACGCGAACAACAUCAUGAUCUGCCCCCGUCCAUGUCCUCCUGCGAUCCUUGAGAAAGUUGGUGGACUGGGCAGCAAAAUGACCUGGGAAGUGACGGGCACCGCCUCGUUCGAGAACACCAUCUGGGCAGUGUGUGUGAAGCCCGUACCUGCGACUGCCAGCUUCCACACCGGCGACCCCGUCCCACUUGUUGUCCUGGCUCUGCGUAAGGGUGCUCGCCAUAUCGACGCAGGUAAGAUUCAGAAAUGGCAGCCCGUGUCGCCCGACAAGGCUUUCCGCUUCGAGACCACCGUCGGCGAGAAAAUUCUGCUGCGUAUUGAAGGCGAAGCCGGCAGCCAACACCAUGGUCAUCAUGGUACCCAGGGCCAUCAUCACGACGGUCAGUUUCAUAAGGGCCAAAACAAUAAGCGCAAGCAUACCGGGGGCCAGGACGACUUCCGCGCACGUCAGUCGGGCGGCGCCCAGGGUGGGCAGCAGCCACAGCGACAGUUCCAUCAAGGGCGGAACUUCGCCGACGGCGGCGGAACUGGCGGCCCCGGCAAUGGUGGUGGUGGUGGCGGUGGUCGCGGCGGAGCAGCUGGACGUGGCAAUGCCAGAGGCGGAGGUGGCGGCGGUGGUAACCGUGGUUUCCGCAACUCUCGAGGAGGCGGUAAAGGCCGUGGCGGCGGUCGUGGUGGCCACGGCGGAGGAGGAAACCACCACUACAAGUCCCUCGACGACGUUGGAGGGCGCGACAAUACCCAUGGCGGGUUCGCACAAAUGUAUGAGGACGAACCGCACGCCCGGUUUCAGAACCAGAACAUCCCCAAGGGACCGGCGAACCCGGCGAACCCGGGGUUCUAUCCUGGAGCAAACGGGCAGCAGCAGUCGGGCAAGCCCAGUGGUGGUGCUGGUGGCGGUGGUGGGAUGGAGUUGAAUAACUUCUACUAA
This is a messenger RNA of Dichotomopilus funicola, 1848 nucleotides long. RefSeq lists its product as uncharacterized. NCBI's taxonomy places the organism in Eukaryota, Fungi, Ascomycota, Sordariomycetes, Sordariales, Chaetomiaceae. The transcript has 3 exons. The coding region runs from base 1 to 1848 and encodes 615 amino acids. The record is from RefSeq and is a predicted model, not a curated record. Gene Ontology annotation, biological process: box C/D sno(s)RNA 3'-end processing; rRNA methylation. Gene Ontology annotation, molecular function: RNA binding; rRNA methyltransferase activity; histone H2AQ104 methyltransferase activity. Gene Ontology annotation, cellular component: small-subunit processome; box C/D methylation guide snoRNP complex.